GAAACGCGCCGGAAGCGCGGCGGGACAUAAAAAAACGAAAUUCCCGGGGUUAGCCGUAGAAGGAGGAGAACCAAGCGAGUGUCGGAGCGGCGAAGCGGCUCUGGGUCCCGAAAAAGAGGAUAGGAAAGAGUUAAAAGGGCGCAUGCGCAGCCGGAAGUGAAGCCGCCAAAAGCCCGUUCGGGGGCUAAAGGUUGCCAAGGGCAACGAAGAAGGGUAUGACGCUUGUUUAUUUGUUUAUUUAUUGCGCUUCUUUCGCCCUUUUAACCCACACAGGGAGCUGAAGGUGGCCACAACAACUCCGCGAGGUGGGCUAGGCCGAGUGGAAGUUGGCAGAAAUUAUGACUGGCAUGGAGAGCGGUAGAGUUGGAAGGUACCCCCGAGGUCAUCUAGCCCAACCCCCUGCGAUGCAGGAACCUGCCAAGGAAGGAGGAGAGCCCACCACCUCCCGAGGGAGUCCGUUCCGCUGUAUAAUGGCUCUUACGGCGAUGGCAGAAGCAGCAGCAAGGGCGGCUCCUGAUCCCUGCGUCGCGUUGCGGCUCGUGGCCGCUGCGGCCUGGCACGUGGUGCAGAAGCAGCAGGUCAACGACUUCCCCCGCGUGCUGGCGCUGCUGGAGGCCGUGAACGAGGCGGCGCCUGACUUGGUGCACUUCCGGCACCUUGCCAAGCUGCAGUUGGGCCUGCAGGCAAAGGUGAUCAUGAGCAUGCUUCAGGAGGAGCAGCCAAAUGGGAAGAUCUAUGACAAUCUAGAUACGUUCUUUCCAGAGGGGGAGACUCAGCCCCACACCAAAGCUACGCCUCAGGACGUGAAGAUGGUGCAGCUGGCUCAGGAGAACUUCCGGGAUCUGGUGUUUGGGUUGCUGAGUGACCGUAGGGAGAGGGAGAAGUAUGUGCAGGAGCACCUGGAAAAGGAUUACGGAGAAGCCUUUAUGCAGGUGGUCAAAGAGCUCUUUCACGAUUACCUGUGGCAACUGGAGAAAACCCUCCCAGAGCCCGAUUUGCACCAGCUGCUGGACACUGCCUGCCUCCAAGGGCCGAGCCGGACUCCCCAGCCGGACUCCAGCAUCCUCUCGUGCUACCUCUCCGCCAUGGGGUACCAGACCGCAGGAUUACCUAUGCGCCCACCUUCUCCCCGCCUGUCAAGCUCCCUAGUUCACAGCGAGGAGGAGGGGGAACAUAGGACACUUGAGCCCUCCCAGGCGCAUGCAUACAGGAGUAGUUCACCCUGCGCCCAGGAACAGGAUUCCUCCAGGCGUCGACUGGGCAACCAGGGAAUGGAAGAAGUCGAGGAUUUUGUCCUGGAUUCAUGCAGUGACGGAUGCGAUUCCCCUUUCAUGAAGGGAGAAUACCAGUGCACCAGGCACAACACCCUCAUCCCCACGUUGCGACAGUACCUUAGCAACACCAGGAAUCAAUGUGCUAGUUCUUCAGCCUCAGCAACAUCCCAUCUAACAUGACAUCCGCCCCAUUGCUCUCCUUCUCCUCCUCCUCCAAACAUGUCCGCACAAAGAGAUUUUAAGGGCUUUAUUUUGGGUUUCGGCAAACAGUGC
Messenger RNA from Zootoca vivipara (common lizard), 1547 nucleotides. The record is from RefSeq and is a predicted model, not a curated record. Lineage: Eukaryota; Metazoa; Chordata; Lepidosauria; Squamata; Lacertidae.